AUGACCUCCCUCCCUGAAUCUGCUACCAAUCAAAGGCCUGUACAGACCAUUGAUGCAACCAAUUUCCCGGCUCACUCGCAGGACCCCGGCGCUGCCGCCGAAUCACUCAACUCGCUAGUGUCUCAUUCGGCUCAACAUCACGACGUCCGCCAUGGCAUUCAUGCACCCCUGCAUCGCAUCGCAGAGAUUCCCCUCGUGCACAGAAUGAUUCCUGGUCUUGAGAAGCUUGCUUCGGAAUACCAUUUUGGCAAUUUUGUUGUCGAUCGUGCUACUGGGCAGCGGUUCUUCGAGAGCAUGCCGAUUUACACUAGGCUCGGUAUGCAUCUACUUUUUUAUGGUGGCGAGCAACGCAAGGUUCUGCACAAUAAGACUGUCGAGGCGACCCUUCAGGAGCUGUCUAUCCGCCAAGGAAAAAUAUACGACAGCCAUGAUUCCGUUCAGUCCAUUCCGUCCUUCAUCGAGACAUACUCUAUUCGCACAGAUGAGUUGCUUGAGCCGAAUCUGAGUAAAUAUGGCUGCUUCAACGAAUUCUUCUUCAGGAAACUGAAGCCGGACGCUCGCCCCGUCCAGAAUGCAGACGACUCUGCAGGCAUCUGCAGCGCUGCAGACUGCCGGCUAGUGGUAUACCCUGUCACAGACCUGGCAACGAAAUUCUGGAUCAAGGGUAAUGCGUUCACCAUUCCCUCGCUGCUUGGCGUGCCUCCCGACUCUGAGCAGGCGCGUGCAUUCGACGGUGCCAGCGUUGCAUCAUUCCGGCUUGCACCUGCGGACUACCACCGAUUCCAUAGUCCGAUCGACGGUUUGGUAGGUAAGAUCACAGAUAUCAAGGGAGAGUACUAUACAGUGAAUCCUCAAGCCGUGAACGAGAAAGGAUUUGACGUCUUCACUGCCAACAGGCGUGCGGUACUCUACAUGACACAUUCGGCGUCUGGCCAGCCGAUCGCGUUUGUCGCUAUUGGGGCGAUGCUGGUGGGCUCAAUCGCGUGGACUGCUGGUGCAAAUCUAGGCGCCGAAGUGCGACGUGGAGAUGAGUUGGGCUACUUCGCGUACGGAGGGAGCACGGUUGUUGCGCUUUUUCCGAAAGGUCUCGUGACGUUCGACGAAGAUCUUGUUAACAACUCGCAGGUGCCAAUUGAGACUCUUGUUAAGGUUGGGUCCUCUCUGGGACGUGCGUCCUUCUAG
Fibroporia radiculosa is the source of this 1182-nucleotide messenger RNA. RefSeq lists its product as uncharacterized. NCBI's taxonomy places the organism in Eukaryota, Fungi, Basidiomycota, Agaricomycetes, Polyporales, Fibroporiaceae. Bases 1 to 1182 code for a protein of 393 amino acids. Gene Ontology annotation, molecular function: phosphatidylserine decarboxylase activity. The transcript is spliced from 8 exons. The record is from RefSeq and is a predicted model, not a curated record. Gene Ontology annotation, biological process: phospholipid biosynthetic process.